GUUUGCUCUCUCUCGGUCUCUAGUCUCGAGUGUAUUUGCAGAUUUUCUAGAAUUCCCACUUCCCAAAACAAUUUAGGAAAAAAAGAAAACGCAUUUUUCCUUGUGAGUUAGGAAUAUAAAAGAAGAGAGAACCGACCUAAAGAGAAUGUGAUGGCCAGUCUGCUGAGUUAUUAUUAUUGCCUAACUCACUGGGUGUGUCAUUGCCCUUAUAAAACACAACUGACUCGCUCUGCCUUUGUUGCCUGCCCUCAACCUGAUCACCGCAUACACAUACAUUGCAAUCACAUAAUAUGAGAAGGAAAAUUAUCUUUUCUUAGUAUUGGGAUAACCACACUAUUUUCCCUUUACAAUGAAAGGCAUCUAUGAUAACCAUUCAGCUCAAUUCUUUUAGUUUCCAUACAGGAGUUCAACAUAUCUCUAAUGGGUAAAGAUGCUUCUGCUGGUGAUUCAAACGAGAGAAAGCCAGGCUUGUUAAAAGAUCAAAUCCAGUUGGUGAAGAGAAAGGAUUCAACUCGUUAUGAGAUUGUUCCCAUUAAAGAUUCCCUAUCCUUUGAGAAGGGUUUUUUUAUUGUCAUCCGUGCUUGUCAAUUAUUGGCUCAACACAAUGAGGGCAUAGUAUUGAUAGGGCUGGCAGGUCCUUCGGGAGCUGGGAAAACUGUAUUCACAGAGAAGAUACUCAAUUUUAUGCCCAGCAUUGCAGUCAUCUCAAUGGACAACUACAAUGAUGCCAGUCGAAUUGUUGAUGGAAACUUUGAUGAUCCACGGUUGACGGACUAUGACACAUUGCUUCAGAAUGUCAGCGAUCUAAAGGAAGGAAAAGAGAUCCAGGUCCCAAUAUAUGAUUUCAAGUCUAGCUCCCGCAUAGGACACAGGACAGUUGAAGUCCCUAGCUCUCGCAUUGUUAUCAUUGAGGGAAUCUAUGCUUUGAGUGAAAGGUUGAGGCCUUUACUGGAUCUUCGAGUAUCAGUCACAGGUGGGGUUCACUUUGACCUUGUCAAAAGAGUUAUACGGGAUAUACAACGAGCCGGCCAAGAACCUCAAGAAAUUAUUCAUCAGAUAUCUGAGACAGUAUAUCCAAUGUACAAGGCCUUCAUUGAGCCAGAUCUCCAAACAGCUCAUAUAAAGAUUACUAAUAAGUUUAAUCCUUUUACUGGAUUUCAGAGUCCCACUUAUAUAUUGAAGUCAGCAAAGAAGGUGACAGUGGAUCAAAUCAAGACUAUUCUUUCUGAAGAUUAUACUGAAUCAACAGAGCAGACAUAUGAUAUAUACCUUUUACCACCUGGGGAAGACCCGGAAUCUUGCCAGUCGUAUUUAAGGAUGCGUAAUAAAGAUGGAAAGUAUAGCCUGAUGUUUGAGGAAUGGGUGACAGACAAUCCUUUUGUUAUAUCACCAAGAAUAACUUUUGAGGUCAGUGUUCGGCUUCUUGGUGGACUAAUGGCCUUGGGUUACACAAUUGCAACUAUCCUCAAGAGAAAUACCCAUGUAUUUUCUAGUGAUAAAGUGUGUGUAAAACUAGAUUGGCUGGAACAACUAGAUCGUGAGUACGUUCAGGUGCAAGGAAAAGAUAGGUUGGUUGUAAGAGGUGUUGCUGAGCAGCUUGGUUUGGAGGGUACAUACACUCCUCGGACUUAUAUUGAACAGAUUCAAUUGGAAAAGCUUGUGAAUGAGGUCAUGGCUUUGCCAGAGGAUUUAAAGACAAAGCUCAGCCUAGAUGAGGAUCUGGUAUCUAGCCCCAAAGAAGCACUUUUUAGAGCUUCUGCAGACAGGGUUGCCAUGAGAAAUAAGCAUCUGAAGAGUGGCAUGUCACAGUCAUAUACAGCACAAGGGGACAAGAACAUUUCUAAGCUUACUGGAUAUGCUGCUAAGGGUCAAGGAUAUGAAGAGAGAAAUUCAGUACCAAAUUCAACACUAGCAAACCAACUUUCAGACCAAAUAUCUUCACUGAAUGAUAGAAUGGAUGAGUUUACUAAUCACAUUGAAGAGCUGAAUUCCAAGUUAAGUCAGAAGAAAAAUUCUGCUAGCCAGCAAAACAUAGCUCUCCAGGCUGAAGCAUGCAAUGGAUCUGCUCCUACUUCCUACUUCAUGUCUAGAGUAGGCAAUGGUUCAAUGAAUGGAUCUUUAAUGCCUAAUUCGUUAUCUUCGUCUCAGUUGGCUAAAGAGUCCCCUGUUCUGGAAGAGAUAUCAAGUAUGGCAAGAGGACAGAGACAAAUAAUUCACCAGUUGGACAGUAUCAGCAAUCUUCUCCGCGAGUACACGGGAGAGAAGACUCGCCAAGUCCGAACUAAAAGGAAAUACAUAACAUGUGAUACCGAAAGUUUCGCAGUUCCUCUUGUUUUCACCACACUGGCAGUUGCGGGUAUAGGAGUCCUCCUAUUCAAAGGAUUCUUUUCACGAAAUUAGUUUUUUUUUUUUUGGUUUAUGAUUCUUUCAAACUUGAAGCUAACUUUUAGAGAAGUUCACUUUAGAAUGUCCCUCCUUCAUUGUGUCCCACGAAAGACCUUGCAGAGCCACCCUUCUUCUCGGGAAAGACAGUCAAGAACAAGAAAACAUUGUGAGUUUUUUAAGAGAAUAGUGAAAGAAGAUUUAUGCUAAGCUUUCAAGUUUCUCUUUGAGGAUUUAUGUAAGAAGGGUUUCUUUUCUGGCCUA
Molecule: messenger RNA, 2646 nt
Organism: Humulus lupulus (European hop)
Lineage: Eukaryota; Viridiplantae; Streptophyta; Magnoliopsida; Rosales; Cannabaceae
Product: inorganic pyrophosphatase TTM2-like
Exons: 13
Coding region: 421-2400 (659 amino acids)
Cellular component (GO): cytoplasm
Molecular function (GO): ATP binding; kinase activity
Source: RefSeq, a predicted model, not a curated record